UGCCUCUCCGGCUCUCUCUUGUAUGUUGGCUUCAUCCUUUCAGGGCAACUUCUGUAAAAGGCAGAAGGUGUAGCUCUCAUCCACAGCCUUCUCAACCACAGGAGAAAGCUUCUUUCCCUAAGCUGAAGUUUUAAAAAUGCCAAAAAAGAACUCUGAUUGUUUCAGCUAAGAUCACGUGUCCAGUUCUGGACCAAUCGCCCUGGCCGGGAGGGUGGGGAGCCAUGCUUGUCCCAGUUUGAGUAAUGCAUACAUCCUGUGGGCCAGACCACAGAGAUGAGGUAGCCGAGAUGGUCUCACGAUGGCAGCCCCUGCUAGAACUAGCCAGUUGCCAUGGGAGGAGGAACGCGUCCCCGAAAAGACUAACUGCGAUGUGCUGGUCCUAGCUGCUGUCUGAGAGGAUGUCUGGGGUGUCCGAGCCCCUGAGCCGAGUGAAGGUGGGCACGUUAUGUCGGCCGGAAGGUCCCCCAGAGCCCAUGGUGGUGCCAGCAGACGUGGAAAAGGAAGAUGUGCGGAUCCUCAAGGUCUGCUUCUAUAGCAACAGCUUCAACCCUGGGAAGAACUUCAAACUGGUUAAAUGCACUGUGCAGACUGAGAUCCGGGAGGUCAUUGCCUCCAUCCUGCUGAGCGGGCGGAUCGGGCCCAACAUCCAGCUGGCUGAGUGCUAUGGGCUGAGGCUGAAGCACAUGAAGUCGGAUGAGAUCCACUGGCUGCACCCGCAGAUGACAGUGGGUGAGGUGCAGGACAAGUACGAGUGUCUGCACGUGGAAGCCGAGUGGAGGUAUGAUCUUCAAAUCCGCUACUUGCCUGAGGACUUCAUGGAGAGCCUGAAGGAAGACAGGACCACGUUGCUUUAUUUUUACCAACAGCUCCGAAGUGACUACAUGCAACGCUACGCCAGCAAGGUCAGCGAGGGCAUGGCCUUGCAGCUAGGCUGUCUGGAGCUCAGGCGGUUCUUCAAGGACAUGCCCCACAACGCACUUGACAAAAAGUCCAACUUCGAGCUCCUGGAGAAGGAAGUAGGGCUCGACUUGUUUUUCCCAAAGCAGAUGCAGGAGAACUUAAAGCCCAAGCAGUUCCGGAAGAUGAUCCAGCAGACCUUCCAGCAGUACGCCUCGCUCAGGGAGGAGGAGUGCGUCAUGAAGUUCUUCAACACCCUUGCCGGCUUUGCCAACAUCGACCAGGAGACCUAUCGCUGUGAACUCAUUCAAGGAUGGAACAUCACUGUGGACCUGGUCAUCGGCCCUAAAGGCAUCCGCCAGCUGACAAGUCAAGAUACAAAGCCCACCUGCCUGGCUGAGUUCAAGCAGAUCAAGUCCAUCAGGUGCCUCCUGCUGGAGGAGGGCCAGGCAGUGUUGCAGCUGGACAUCGAAGGCGCCCCCCAGUCCUUGUCCAUCAAAACCUCCUCUCUGGCAGAAGCUGAGAACAUGGCUGACCUCAUAGACGGUUACUGCCGGCUGCAGGGGGAGCACAAAGCCUCUCUCAUCAUUAAUUCCAGGAAAGAUGGUGAGAAACGGAACAGCCUGCCCCAGAUCCCUGUGCUAAACCUGGAGGCCCGGCGGUCCCAGUUCUCAGAAAGCUGCAGCAUAGAAUCAGACAUCUACGCCGAGAUUCCGGAUGACACUCUGCAAAGGCUAGGAGGCCCACAGUAUGGCAUCGCCCGGGAAGAUGUGGUUCUGAACCGUAUUCUUGGGGAAGGCUUUUUUGGGGAGGUCUACGAAGGUGUUUACACAAAUCACAAAGGGGAGAAAAUCAAUGUAGCUGUGAAGACCUGCAAGAAAGACUGCACCCUGGACAACAAGGAGAAGUUCAUGAGUGAGGCAGUGAUCAUGAAGAAUCUGGACCACCCGCAUAUUGUGAAGCUGAUAGGCAUCAUCGAAGAGGAGCCCACCUGGAUCAUAAUGGAAUUGUAUUCCCACGGGGAGCUGGGCCACUACCUGGAGCGAAACAAGAACUCCCUGAAGGUGCUCACCCUCGUGCUGUACUCGCUGCAGAUCGGGAAGGCCAUGGCCUACCUGGAGAGCAUCAACUGUGUGCACAGGGACAUCGCCGUCCGAAACAUCCUGGUGGCCUCCGCGGAGUGUGUGAAGCUGGGGGACUUCGGCCUCUCCCGCUACAUUGAGGACGAGGACUAUUACAAAGCCUCUGUGACUCGUCUGCCCAUCAAGUGGAUGUCACCUGAGUCCAUUAACUUCCGCCGCUUCACCACGGCCAGCGACGUCUGGAUGUUUGCCGUGUGCAUGUGGGAGAUCCUGAGCUUUGGGAAGCAGCCCUUCUUCUGGCUGGAGAACAAGGAUGUCAUCGGGGUGCUCGAGAAGGGCGACCGGCUGCCCAAGCCCGACCUCUGCCCACCGGUUCUCUACACCCUCAUGACCCGAUGCUGGGACUACGACCCCAGUGAGCGGCCCCGCUUCAGCGAGCUUGUGUGCAGCCUCAGUGACGUUUAUCAGAUGGAGAAGGACAUCGCUGUAGAGCAGGAGAGGAACGCUCGCUACCGCCCUCCCAAAAUCUUGGAGCCCAUAGCCUUCCAGGACCCCCCACCCAAGCCCAGCCGACCCAAGUUCAGACCCCCUCCGCAAACCAACCUUCUGGCUCCCAAGCUGCAGUUCCAGGUCCCCGAGGGUCUGUGUGCCAGCUCACCUACGCUCACCAGCCCUAUGGAGUAUCCAUCUCCCGUAAACUCGCUGCACACCCCACCUCUCCACCGGCACAAUGUCUUCAAGCGCCACAGCAUGCGGGAGGAGGACUUCAUCCGACCCAGCAGCCGGGAAGAGGCCCAGCAGCUGUGGGAGGCCGAAAGGCUCAAGAUGCGGCAGAUCCUGGACAAGCAGCAGAGGCAGAUGGUGGAAGACUACCAGUGGCUGAGGCAGGAGGAGAAAUCCUUGGACCCCAUGGUUCAUAUGAAUGACAAGUCCCCAUUGACCCCAGAGAAGGAGAUUGGCUACACAGAGUUUACGGGUCCCCCACAGAAGCCACCGCGGCUGGGUGCGCAGUCUAUCCAGCCUACAGCCAACCUGGAUCGGACUGACGACAUGGUGUACCUCAAUGUCAUGGAGCUGGUGCGGUCUGUGCUGGAACUCAAGAAUGAGCUCUGUCAGCUGCCCCCCGAGGCCUACGUGGUGGUGGUGAAGAACGUGGGCCUGACCCUGCGGAAGCUCAUCGGGAGUGUGGACAAUAUCCUGCCUUCCUUGCCGUUGUCUUCACGGACAGAGAUCGAAGGGACCCAGAAACUGCUCAACAAGGACCUGGCAGAGCUCAUAAACAAGAUGCGGCUGGCCCAGCAGAACGCCGUGACCUCCCUGAGCGAGGAGUGCAAGCGGCAGAUGCUCACGGCCUCCCACACCCUGGCCGUGGACGCCAAGAACCUGCUCGAUGCCGUGGACCAGGCCAAGGUCCUGGCCAACCUGGCUCACCCGCCUGCGGAGUGACGGAGGGUGGGCGCCUUCUGCCUGCGUCUUCUGCCCCCGCCUGUCGUGUACCUCCCUUGCCCCUGGCCCCUGCCUUGCCUUCGGUCACGUGGGCCCUCUCAGGGGGGAGGCCGAGGGGAGUCCUUCCCUUGCCACUUUGCACGACCCCCUUCCCCCACCCGACCCCCAGACAGUGCUGCUCAGGUUGCAGCUGGACAGAGGGGACGAGGGCUGUAGAAUGCAGGGGUGACAAAGAGGGUUCAGAGGGAGUGCAGCCGCCACUGGCCACUCCCUCCUCAUACCCGCCUGGCCUGUUGGGGGUCCUGCUGAGGCCCCUAGAGGCCACGAUGGCUUGAUGCAUGGACAUUGCAGGCCAUUUGGGAAGCAAGCUGUCCCUCCUUCCUCUUCUGCCUACGGAAGUCCCCCGUGCAGAGGGGCCAGAGAGGGGCUCCCUUUUGCAGGGUGGACAGUUGGUGAGGUGAGGGAUGGACCUGGCUUUCUUGUACAGUGUAUAUUGGAAUUUAUUUAAUGUGAGCAUGGUCCAGACUGACAGCCACGUGCCCCCUGGAGUGGGGACUGGGGACACAGUCCAGCAACAAGCUAUUGGGAGACUGGGCACAAGACACUGUGUGGUCAACAUGCCGAUGUCGAGGAGAAGGGGAGUUGAGGCCAAACAGGACUUGGACCACAAUCCGCUUCCUUCCUCACACCCACCCACUUUUCUCGUUCUUUCCUUAUUUUUGCCCCCUCCUCUCUUCCUCUUCUCUUCCCCCUUCUCCUCUUAUCUCCCCCUUUCUCAUCAGCUCCCCCCGUCCUUCUCUCUGGUGUUCGUGCUCAACACCCUUUACGUUCUUUCUAUUUGACUUGUGGAUGAAUUAAAAUUGUAUUAUUUGCUUUG
Molecule: messenger RNA, 4302 nt
Organism: Molossus molossus (Pallas's mastiff bat)
Lineage: Eukaryota; Metazoa; Chordata; Mammalia; Chiroptera; Molossidae
Gene: PTK2B
Product: protein tyrosine kinase 2 beta
Exons: 31
Coding region: 399-3425 (1008 amino acids)
Biological process (GO): signal complex assembly; protein phosphorylation
Cellular component (GO): focal adhesion; cytoskeleton
Molecular function (GO): protein tyrosine kinase activity; ATP binding
Source: RefSeq, a predicted model, not a curated record